GUCCGCCCGUCCGGAGCCCGGCUCGCUGGGGCAGCAUGGCGGGGUCGCCACUGCUCGGCGGGCCGCGGGCCGGGGGCGUCGGCCUUCUGGUCCUGCUGCUGCUGGGCUUACUUCGGCCGCCCGCCGCUCUCUGCGCCCGGCCCGUAAAGGAGCCCCGCGGCCUGGGCGCAGCCUCGGCGCCCUUGGGUGAGGCCGGGGUCCCCAGGCGCUUCCGACGGGCGGCGGCUCGGGGCGAGGCGGCGGAGGCGGUGCAGGAGCUGGCCCGGGUGCUGGCGCACCUGCUGGAGGCCGAACGGCAGGAGCGGGCGCGGGCCGAGGCGCAGGAAGCCGAGGACCAGCAGGCGCGCGUCCUGGCGCAGCUGUUGCGCCUGUGGGGCGCCCCCCGCACCCCCGACCCGGCCGCGGGCCUGGAGGACGAUCCGGACGCGCCCGCCGCGCAGCUGGCCCGCGCCCUGCUCCGCGCGCGCCUGGACCCCGCCGCCCUGGCCGCGCAGCUGGCUCCCGCCCCCGUCCCUGCCGCGGCGCUCCGACCCCGGCCCCCGAUCUACGACGAUGGCCCCGCGGGCCCCGAGGCUGAGGACGACGGGGACGACACGUCUGAUGUGGACCCUGAACUGCUGAGGUACCUGCUGGGGCGGAUCCUCACGGGAAGCCCGGAUUCCGAUGGUGUGGCUGCCCAGCGCCGCCGCCUCCGCCGCGCCGCCGCCGACCAGGACCUGGGCCCCGAUGUGCCACCUGAUGGGGUGCUGGGGGCCCUGCUGCGCGUGAAGCGCCUGGAGACCCCCGCGCCCCAGGCGCGCCGCCUCUUGCCGCCCUGAGCACCGCCGGGGAUCCUGCUCGCCCUCGGGUCCAGGGCCACCCCUCACCCCGCCCCCGACACCCCAACUCCUCAAAGGCGUGACUGCUCCCCCCCGCCAGCGAGGGCCCUUGACCACCCCUCCCCCGACACCCGACUGCUGCCCGCUCCUCCCCCAACACCCUGAUGGCUCCUCAGCCGCUGGCUGGGCUGCUGCUCCGCCAGCGAGGACCCAUGGC
Eptesicus fuscus (big brown bat) is the source of this 1035-nucleotide messenger RNA. It is a transcript of the gene PCSK1N, whose product is annotated as proprotein convertase subtilisin/kexin type 1 inhibitor. The coding region runs from base 36 to 818 and encodes 260 amino acids. The transcript is spliced from 3 exons. Gene Ontology annotation, biological process: negative regulation of endopeptidase activity. Lineage: Eukaryota; Metazoa; Chordata; Mammalia; Chiroptera; Vespertilionidae. Gene Ontology annotation, molecular function: endopeptidase inhibitor activity. The record is from RefSeq and is a predicted model, not a curated record.